AUGGACAAAGAAACUUUGGAUGAAUUAUGGACAAAUUUAGGAGCCCAAUUGGAAGGAACCUCAAAUUUGAUCCAGGAAACCAAUGUGGUAUUAAAUCAAAUUUCCGAAGCAACACUGCAUAACACCAAUCAAAUUUCGGAGCUAACUUCUCAAUUAACAAUAGCAAAAGAUCGUUUUGUUAACAGACGACAAAAAGAUGAUGAAACUUUCUCAUCAUUUAUUACUGAUAUUACAAAAUACGCAAAACUUUUACAACCUGAAUCUACUGAUUCUAUUUUAACAAAAACACCGGGACGUGCGCGUAAUUUUGAAUACACUAUAUUUAUUAAAGACAAUGAACCAAUUCAUAAGACUCCGUAUUAUCUACCACCUGAUAAAGAAAUAUUACUUAAAAAUCAUAUUAAUGAACUGGUAAAUCUAGAUAUUCUUAAACCAGCGCAAUCUCCUUGGGCAAGUCCGAAUAUUCAAGAACAUCAUAAACAUUUACAAAUAGUACUAGCGCGUUUUAAAAAACUUAAUCUAACUAUUAAUCCUAAUAAAGCAAAAUUUUUUAUGCAACGUUUGAAAAUCUUAGGACACGUAAUUUCUUCCGAAGGUAGGAUACCUAAUCCUGAAAAAGUAGAAGCAAUUAGAACUAUGCCUAUUCCUAAAAACCUUAAGGAAUUACAAUCAUUUCUUGGAAUGGCAGCCUUCUUCGCUAGAUAUAUACAGAAUUUUAGUACUAUAGUAGCACCUUUAAAUGCCUUAAAAAAGAAAGAUGCUAAAUUCAUUAUAACGCAAACACAUGUGGAUGCUAUUAAUAAACUUAAAACAGUGCUCACGACGGCACCAAUUUUACGAUUUCCUAUUUUUGAUGACAAACAUCCUUUCAUAGUAACUACAGAUGCAAGUUCUAUAGGUGUAGGUGCUUGUCUAAUGCAAAAAUUUGAAAACAAACUACAUCCAAUUGAAUACUGUUCGCGAAAACUUAAUCCAGCAGAAUCAAAAUACCCAGUAUACCAACUGGAAUUAUUGGCUGUUUUACAUGCAUUAAAUACAUUUAAAGACUACCUUUUAGAUCGAAAAUUUAUAUUACGUACUGAUUGCAACGCUUUGGUGUAUUUAUUUAAUACACCACAACGUUUUAAUAAACUUUCCAGAUGGUUAUUAACUAUCUCGAAAUUUAAUUUUACAACAGAACAUAUUAGAGGCACAGAAAAUGUAGUAGCCGAUUGUUUAAGUUCAAAUGUACAAAAUUUUGCAAUUCGCGAUGGCUUAUUAGUUCGUUUUGUUGGGCGCAAUAGAAAUAAACGUAUUGUUCUCACAGAUUCUUUAUUGGACUAUGUAUUAGAUUACUUUCAUUCCUCAGUAUUUGGAUGUCAUUCAGGCGUCACGAAAACCUAUCGUGAAAUCGCCAAACGUUUUUCAUAUCCUGACUUAUAUAAAAAAACUGUAGAUUAUGUUAAAAAGUGUAGUGUUUGUGCUACCUGUAAACCUAUUAACUAUAAAAUCUCAGCACCUGAUGCAUCAAUUAGUGAAAAAAAUGUGUACAAUAAAUUAUACGUAGACUUUAUUGGACCCCUAAUACCUUCUGCAGAUAAUGGCUUCAAAUAUAUUUUUGUUAUUACAGAUGCUUAUAGCAAGUUUUGUUGGGCCUACCCCACUAGGAAAGCAACGUCAGCAGUGGUAAUUAAAAUUUUACAUCAACUAUUCAUGGUAUUUGGAUUUCCAAAAGUUCUAAUUAGCGAUAAUGCUAAAAGCUUCAAGUCUAAUAAAUAUACACAAUUUUUAUUAUUAAAUGGAAUUCGCAUUGGAUAUACCUCGCCUUACCGUCCUCAAGGGAAUAUCACAGAAAGAAUAAAUAGGAAUAUAAAAAUAAAUUUAACCUGCGUAAUCAAACAAUACCAAAUGAAACAUAAGGACUGGAAUAAAAUAUUGCCAUUUAUAAUAUUCAAUUACAAUUCGACAUAUCACUCAAUUAUUAAAGCUUCACCAGCAGCAGUUUUUUUGGGGCGAACUUGGAAUCAACCAUUGGAUUUAUUACUUAAUACCACCGAUAUUUUGGCUAUGGAAAAACCUCCUAGUGUGGAUAUGGUCCAGCAGGCACUGCAUAAAGCUACUGUAAUGCGAAAAGCACGACAACAUCAAGCUCCAACUGAUGUUAAAUUCCACGUUAAUCAACUUGUACGGGUUAGACUACCACCUACAGCAUCAAACAUCGACGAAGACAGAAAAUUUUCACCUCGAUUCAGCGAUGUUAAAAGAAUCAUCCGUUUUACAACUCCAGUUAGUGUAGAAUUAAUUGAUCCAAAAACUAACGAAUUAUCUAGAACACAUGUCACACACUUGAAACGUGCUGAAGUGCUAUAA
Messenger RNA from Chrysoperla carnea, 2349 nucleotides. RefSeq lists its product as uncharacterized. The record is from RefSeq and is a predicted model, not a curated record. NCBI's taxonomy places the organism in Eukaryota, Metazoa, Arthropoda, Insecta, Neuroptera, Chrysopidae. The transcript is spliced from 5 exons. The coding region runs from base 1 to 2349 and encodes 782 amino acids. Gene Ontology annotation, biological process: DNA integration. Gene Ontology annotation, molecular function: nucleic acid binding.